Molecule: messenger RNA, 651 nt
Organism: Fraxinus pennsylvanica
Lineage: Eukaryota; Viridiplantae; Streptophyta; Magnoliopsida; Lamiales; Oleaceae
Source: the annotation of a GenBank genome assembly
AUGGCGGCGUGCAGGAGUGUGUUCCGAACUGUCUUCUUACCAGAACCAUGGCGGCCUCUGCCUUAUAAAAGCAAAAUUCCCUGUUUUACACCACCGUUCAUCCCGUCCCACAAAAUAUCACACUCCGAUUCCUUCUGUGGCUUCAAAAUUACCUACUGUAGAAGUAACUCUCACUUGGCAAGGAGGACUCGGCCUUUGAAUUGCUCUAAUAAUGAAAACACAUCUUCAUCUGAUGAUGAUAAUGAUAAUGAGCAAGGCCCGCCUCAAGAAGCAGUUCUAAAGGCCAUUUCAGAAGUUUCAAAGACAGAAGGAAGGGUGGGACAAACAACUAAUGUGGUUAUUGGAGGUACAGUGACAGACGAUUCUACAAAUGAGUGGCUUGCUCUAGAUCAGAAGGUAAACUUCUAUCCAACUUUUAGAGGCUUUACAGCAAUUGGAACUGGAGGUGAAGAUUUUGUACAAGCUAUGGUUGUUGCUGUUGAAUCAGUUCUUCAGCAGACAAUCCCAGAAGGUCAAGUGAAACACAGGGUAUCCUCACGUGGCAAAUAUGUAUCAGUGAACAUUGGACCUGUUCAAGUAGUUUGUAGUGAGCAGGUUCAAGCAGUGUACAACGCUAUGAGAAGAGAUGACAGGACGAAAUACUUUCUGUAG